This is a messenger RNA of Pyrenophora tritici-repentis Pt-1C-BFP, 888 nucleotides long. Lineage: Eukaryota; Fungi; Ascomycota; Dothideomycetes; Pleosporales; Pleosporaceae. The record is from RefSeq and is a predicted model, not a curated record.
AUGGCUACUCACAUUACUAGCCUAACCUUCAACAGCGAGAGCCUGUGCGGUUAUACUAGCGAUGGGGAAUUUUCGGGAUGCCCACAAGACGUGUUUGACCUAGUUGCAAACUCAAAUUGGAAAAAAACACUCGAAGAUAUCUCUCCUCAGCUUGUGAACCUCCGCGAGAUCACUAUCUUAUCGCCUGACAGUCUCAGCGGAGACAAAUGGGAUCAUGAUGGCUAUGAGAUGAACGGCAGGGCCCGAAUGUCGGACGUAUGGACCGUAGCGGUAUCCCAGGUGCUGCUUGGAUUAUCGCCAAAGUUAGAUGAUAUAGCAAGCCUCCGGAUAGCGACAUCACUGCAAAGGGCUAACAACUUCUGGCCUAUGUUCCUACCAGUAUCCAAGGCUCGUUCCAUAUUUGACAACAAAAGCGGAUAUAAAUCCCUGACCGCCCUUCACGUUGGGAUAGAGUUGGGGCGUGCCUGCCAGGUCUCGGGCAAUACCAUCGCUGCUGGAUGCAACCGCAUAAGUACCCUACGAUGUCUUAGUCUUCAUGUCGUUAUUGACAUGGACAGCUCCGACAACAACAGCGCAUAUUAUAUGGCUGAAGUCGCAUCUUCCGAUCACGUCAAGUUCUGCGAUUGUGUCCUAUCAGGCCUCCAGGCCUUACGCCUGCAAUAUCUCAGUCUCAACGGUUUCAAAACAACGUCCACGCUCCCCAAACUACUCUCUUCGUCCGCGUCGCUUCGCCAUCUCGAAAUCAUGGAACAAGGGGUUGGGGAUAAGUGCUUGACCCUCGAUCGUAUUCACUCUACCAUAUUAGGCUUUGGGGAUUAUACAAAGAAGUGGGAGGUUGUAUUUGGAGAUCAGAUGAUUGUACCUGCUGCCCUGAAGCGACGCAAUUAG